Molecule: messenger RNA, 1707 nt
Organism: Wickerhamiella sorbophila
Lineage: Eukaryota; Fungi; Ascomycota; Dipodascomycetes; Dipodascales; Trichomonascaceae
Product: Putative polyol transporter 1
Exons: 1
Coding region: 1-1707 (568 amino acids)
Biological process (GO): transmembrane transport
Cellular component (GO): membrane
Molecular function (GO): myo-inositol:proton symporter activity
Source: RefSeq, a predicted model, not a curated record
AUGUCCAACGCCAAUUCUUUCUUCGCUCUCCCUUCAGUCGAAAAAGCGCGCUCUCAUGGUGAAGUUGUUGCCAGCAAGACUGGGUUAGACGCACAGCUCCUAGGAGAUGCGGCAGUGGCCCUGCAUUACCCCAACUCUUUGAAAUCACCAGAACACAGAAAUAUUCUUGAGCAUGAGCUUAGAUACAAAUGGUCCCAGACAUGGACAAUGUAUUUACUAGCAAUCACCAGUGCAGUUUCGGCAGCUGUACAAGGUAUGGAUGAAAGCACAGUUGGAGGAGCGUCACUUUUUUACAUCAAGAAGUUCGGCAUUGCCAAAGACUCUACUUAUAAUGCCAAUAUUCAAGGUAUAAUAAACUCAAUUCCUUAUCUCGGUGCAGCAGUUUUUGGAUUUUUAGCCAUCCCAUCCAACAAGUAUUUUGGAAGGAGAGUCACGGUGUUUUGGGCCUCAAUCCUAGCUUCUGCAUCCGGCCUCUGGCAGGCAUUCGCACCUUCAUGGGAAAUGUUAAUGAUUGGUCGCUUGGUCAUGGGCGUCUCUAUUGGGGUCAAAUCGGCUACUGUGCCUGUUUAUACUGCUGAAUGUGUUCCAGCCAGUAUUCGUGGAGGUGUGGUUAUGUUAUGGCAAACUCUGACUGCGUUCGGUGUAUUUCUAGGUUUCGCAAUGGGCGCUGCUUUCUUGGAUGCUGGAAGUAAUAAUUGGAGAUUCAUGCUAGGUUCUGUGUUUGUUUUGCCUCUGUAUGUUUGCGCAACGAUUUUCUUUUAUCCCGAAUCACCCCGCUGGUACAUAGAGAAGGAACGUUACAGUGAUGCUUUCAGGUCUUUUCAAAAACUCAGAAAACAAGAACUCAUAGCAGCGCGGGAUUUUUAUCAAGCAUUUUCUUUGCUCGCAAUUGAAAGACAACAACAGCAGUCCAAAAUGGGAAAGCACUGGUACCAACAGGUUGCACACUUUUUCAGGAAUCGGCGCAACCGAACCGGGGCACUAGCAGCAGGAAUACUGAUGUUUGCUCAACAGCUUUGUGGUGUGAACGUCUUGACAUUUUAUAUAUCAAAAGUCUUGACAAACGCGGGAUUCAGUGUUCGCAGUGCUCUAGGAGGCAGCUGUGGUUUUGGUGCGUUAGCAUUCGCUGGUGACCUCACUUCAAUUCCUUUGAUUGAUCGUUUUGGACGACGAGCUCUCGUACUUGUGACAUUCCCUUUGAUGGUCUUGUUCCUUCUUUGGAUUGGGCUCUCGUUCUUGGCAGACGGUGACACUAAGCUGGGGCUUGUUCUCUCAGGAAUCUAUAUAUAUGUUUUCAUCUAUGGAUUGGGUGCAGGUCCAGUGCCUUUCACGUAUUCUGCUGAAGCAUUCCCCUUGUACUUGAGAACGCAGGGCAUGGCAUUUUCCACAGGUGUUACAUGGCUGUUUUGCUGGGUCUUCGGGUUUACACUCCCCAAUAUGGAAAGAUCCAUGGGUGAUACUGGGGUAUUCAGCUUUUAUGCCGGUUGGUGUGCUCUGUUGUUCGUUUUAAUCUACCUUUUCGUUCCUGAAACUAAAAAUUACACUCUUGAAGAGCUAGACGCCGUAUUCGGCAUGGGGAUCCGGAAACAUGCUAAGCUCAAGUGGCAUCAGCUUUUCGACCGCAAGGUUAGAUGUCAAAUCUCCACUGAAUACGUCUCCUCCCUCACAGAUGAUGAAUCUGCCGAUAGCUACCCUAAACGCUUCUAG